GCGGAGAAGACAAUUGAGAAAGGCCGUGCCCAGUACAAGGAUAAGCCAUUCACUCUCAAAACAACAAUGGGCUACUACACCAUACUAUCGCCCGAACUCGGCCACGCGCUACGCAACGAGCCAGGCCUCAACUUCAUGCAUACUUCCUCGGCCAAUAUGCAUUCCUACCUGCCGGGUUUCGAGCCUUUCAAGGCCGGCGACAGAAACGAAGCCAUCCUACAGAGUGUAAUCCGCAAGCAGCUGACGAAAUCACUCUCCCACAUCGCAAAGCCCCUGUCCGCCGAGGCUCGCUUGGCAAUCGAUCAUAACUUUGGCUCAUCAACCGCUUGGCGUUCUGUCCAGCCCUACCCUGGAUUUCUCGACAUUGUCGCCCGCCUUUCGUCGCUCAUAUUCCUUGGUAAGGAGCUGUGCCGAAAUGAUGAAUGGCUUGGCAUCACAAAGCUAUAUACUAUCAAUAGUAUCGAGGCUGCACAGGAGCUCAGUAGAUACCCCGUGUGGACGCGCCGUUUUGUCAACGCGUGGUUACUGCCCAAGGGGCGUCUUGUCCGCCAGCAGGUCGCCAACGCCAACAGGCUUAUCAACCGUGUGAUUGAGGAACGGAAGGAGCGUCAGCGUGGCGGCAAGGCAGAUGCCCAGUACGUCCCGAACGCUAUCGACUGGUUCGAGGAGGAGAGCGCGGGCAUGCCCUAUGAACCGGGUCGAUUGCAGCUCAUGCUGUCUACCGUGGCUACCCACACGACUGCAGACCUACUCACGGAGACCAUGCUCCGCCUAGCCCAGGAACCUGAGUUUAUGGAGGAGCUUAGGGACGAGAUCAAUUCCGUCUUGCUAGUCGGGGGUGCCUGGACAAAGAAUGCCCUGUCCAACCUCAAGCUGCUAGACAGUGCUCUCAAGGAGGCGCAGAGGCUACGCCCAAUCACGAGUGCCACUAUGUCCCGCAUGGUCUUGGCCCCGACACCGAUUCCCGGCACUGACCGUAUCCUCCCUGUAGGCGCCCAGACUCUUGUUUCGUCGCACCUUCGCUUCGAUCCAGACGUUUACGAGCAACCUCAUAAGUAUAUCGGCCGUCGCUUUGCCGAUAUGCGGGCGAACGGGGAGACCACACUCCCCGUCCACCUCGUCUCAACGGGCGUUACGUCCCUCUCUUUUGGCCACGGCAACCACGCCUGUCCAGGUCGGUUCUUUGCAGCUACUGAGCUCAAGAUCGCCUUAUGCCACCUCCUCAUCAAGUAUGACUGGGAAGUU
Molecule: messenger RNA, 1245 nt
Organism: Microdochium trichocladiopsis
Lineage: Eukaryota; Fungi; Ascomycota; Sordariomycetes; Xylariales; Microdochiaceae
Product: cytochrome P450
Exons: 1
Molecular function (GO): oxidoreductase activity, acting on paired donors, with incorporation or reduction of molecular oxygen; monooxygenase activity; iron ion binding
Source: RefSeq, a predicted model, not a curated record